Messenger RNA from Linum tenue, 3516 nucleotides. Lineage: Eukaryota; Viridiplantae; Streptophyta; Magnoliopsida; Malpighiales; Linaceae. The record is from the annotation of a GenBank genome assembly.
AACAAUAAAAAAGCAGAAAGACCCCAACCGAUCUUUCAUUCUUUCUCUCACACACACAUCGAAUGUGAACUCUGUUUCACGAACCAUUCUCUCCUUUUCCGAUAAACCCCUCAAUUCACGACAGAAUCAAUGCGAUUCGACGUAUGAAAUUGCCUCUUCUCUGCUUCUUUUAGAGCUCAUUAUUUCCCUGCCUUUGUCUCUCUCCAUCAUCUUCAGUCAUCCACAACUCAAUCUCAGCUGUAUUUCUUGAAAGAUUGCCCUGCUCUUCCGGAUUCGGUGGAAAAGAAGGAAUACUCCGUUCUUUUGAUAUGUGAAGAUUCACCAUGUAUAAUCUGCAAUGCAAGUCACGUCAGGUGUAACGAGUGAUUAGUUACAGGGUAACCUCGGUCUUCCGCUCCAUCUAUUAGUUAAUUGGAUAUGGCUGCAGCAAGCAAGACUAGAAAUAUGCUUGAAGGUUUUGUAAAAGAUGGAUCUUUUAAAUGGUUACUUGGGAAGCGGACUUACUUUGAUGAAGAAUUUGAGGAAAUGGGAAGGUCACCUUCUGCUAAGAGUAACUGGAUCCCAGAGCUAUCUCCACUUGCUAAUGUGGUCGUUCGUAGAUGUUCCAAAAUCCUUGACACUUCACCAACCGGCCUCCAAGAAAGUUUCAAUGCAGAAGCUCCUGAUUCCAUAAAGCACCCAUCUUGUUAUGUCAGGAACUUCCUGGAAUACUGUUGUUUCAGGACACUGGCUGUGUCCAUCCAGGUAACAGGUCACCUGGGAGAUAAGAAGUUCCGGCGGUUGGUAUAUGAUAUGAUGUUAGCUUGGGAGGCUCCAUCGGCUUCCAGUCAACCCCUGACUAAUGGAGAUGAAGACCUGACAGUUGGGCUUGACUCCUUUUCCCGAAUAGCACCAGCAGUUCCGCUCAUCGCUAAUGUUGUUAUAAGUGAAAAUCUCUUUCAAGUGCUGACUGUGUCAACUGAUGGUCGGCUUCAGUUUUCGAUCUUUGACAAAUACCUAAGUGGAUUAGAAAGAGCAGUAAAGAGAAUGAAAUCGCAAUCGGAGUCAUCACUUCUUGCUGAUGUUCGACCUGCAAAAAGAGAGAGGAUUCUAGAAGUAGAUGGAACAGUAACCACCCAACCAGUUCUUGAGCAUGUUGGCAUAUCUACUUGGCCUGGUCGUUUAACUCUUACAGAUCAUGCCUUGUACUUUGAAGCUCUUCGUGUUGUAUCCUAUGACACACCAAAAGUGUAUGACCUUUCAGAAGAUUUGAAGCAAGUUGUUAAACCUGAAUUAACUGGACCAUGGGGUACUCGGCUCUUUGACAAAGCAGUUUUCUAUAGUUCUAAUUCAUUAUCAGAACCUGCUAUUAUAGAGUUCCCUGAGCUCAAAGGACAUACUCGGCGUGACUAUUGGCUUGCAAUUAUUCGUGAAAUUUUGCUUGUCCACAAAUUUAUAAAAAAGUUUCAGAUCUCAGGAGUUACACGGGACGAGGCACUUUCAAAGGCUGUACUUGGAGUCUUGCGAUUGCAAGCAAUUCAAGAACUUAGUUCUGUAGAUUUGGUCCGCCAUGACGAUAUUCUCAUGUUUAAUCUGUGUGAACAACUCCCUGGUGGGGAUCUAAUAUUAAAAACUCUGGCAAAUAUGUCCUCUGUAGAGCGAGCUAACCAGGAUAAGCAUGGAGGCGGAAUGUACUCGGCCUCGUCGUUGGCAAUGGUUUCUGGUUUAGGAUUUGUUUUUGGUACCACUUCGAGUGAUCCUAAUGUGACGGCACUUGUUGUUGGUGAGGUAGCUGUUGGUGAGAUGAGCUGUUUGGAAAAGUCAGUCAGGGAAUCAAAGGACAGCUACAAAAAAGUGGUUGUAGCUCAAGCAACAGUGGAUGGGGUUAAAGUUGAUGGCCUCGACACUAAUCUGGCCGUGAUGAAGGACAUUCUGCUCCCAGUUAUGGAAGUUGGGAAAUGGCUUCUUUCCUUGUUGUAUUGGGAUUCCCCAAAGAAGUCGUUCUUGUUCUGCUUGUUUUUUACUUAUAUCAUCUGGCGGUAAGCUCUCAUUCUUUUGACAUUGUUCUUUACUCCUACAAUGACGGCAUAUGCUGUUGCAAAACUAAAUACUUUCGCCAUCAGUAUAUUACUUUUUAGAUGGCUGGGUGGUGCACUCCCUAGAUGAUUAGAUAUGCCAUGACGGUACUGGGAUAUGCUGAGGGCUAAUAGAAGUGUAAUGUGGUUUAGGGUAGUUAAGCAGAAAGAAGUAUUUUUUGUUUGGCUCACAUGUUUCAUUUUGAUGUGCAUUUGCCCCAUCCUCUUUUAAGAAUGAUAUGUAAAUGAAGGUUAGUACAUUCAGCAGCAGUAUUUGCCAACUGCCACAACAAUUAAGAACUGAGUUGAGCAGAAAGUUACAAGUGAACUGGUUGCAAAAUCUUCUGUUAUCUGAUAUCCGAGUUUGCUAGAAGUUCCGUAAUUUUUUCUUUGCUAGGAUUCCUUUAGCCAUCACAGUAGAGAGUAAGCAGCCGUAUUCUUGUCGGUAACUAAAAGGAUCUGCUUGAGUCAUUUGCUUCUCAGUCAUCAAGUCAAGUUGUGAAAACUGUCUGCUUGUUGGCCUCCUCAAAUCCUCUAUAUUUUCUCCUGGGUUCCUAGAAGUUUCUCGCUUUACUUAGCUUUGUUAUAGUUUUUCCUGUGUCAAAUCCAGUAAAUGUACAUUUAUUAGUGGUAGUACUCUAAAAGCAUUUAUCAUUUUGUCUUAAAAUGUUUCUGCCUCGUGUAUGUGUGUCGAUUCUCAAAUUUGAGCUCCUCGUUGAUUAUUAAGGCAAUAUGAAAGUUUGUUAGCGAUGGAAUAGAUUGGAGAAGGAGCUGUUCGACUAACAGAGUUCUCCUGUUUCAGGGACUGGUUGGGGUAUGCUUUCGGAUUGAUGCUCGCUUCACUGGCUGUAUUCAUGUUGCUUACUCGUUUUUUCAACCAAGGCCAGCCUGUCGAUGAGCUGAAGGUAGUAGCACCACCACCUAUGAACACAAUGGAGCAGCUUCUCGCUGUCCAGAAUGCGAUUUCUCAGGUGGAGCAGCUGAUCCAGGAUGGCAACAUUGGCCUACUCAAAGUCCGGGCUUUACUACUUUCCGUGUUCCCACAAGCGAGCGAUAAAUUUGCGGCAGUGCUGCUGGGCAUGGGGUUAGUGCUGGCCAUCUUGCCAUUGAAGUACGUAGUUCUGUUGGGCUUCCUGGAGGUGUCCACAAGGUACUCGCCAGCAAGAAAAGAAAGCUCGGAGAGAUGUGCGAGGAGAAUGAGGGAAUGGUGGUUCAGCAUACCGGCGGCCCCGGUGGUACUUGACAGAGAGAAGGAUGACAAGAAAAAGAAGUAGAAGUGAAGUGAGGUGAAGCGUGGUUAGUCCUUUGUACUGAGAUGUACAGGGACACUUGUGACGUACAAGAACAGAACCUCUCUGUGACUGUAAAUCUCACCAAGGAUAAAUGAGAGAGGGAAAGUCAUAUUUGGAGUAAGUGGUUCACACGUGUGUGUAUUGAUGAAUCCUGAGGUUUAGGACGCGAG